This is a messenger RNA of Etheostoma spectabile (orangethroat darter), 879 nucleotides long. RefSeq names its product ubiquitin-conjugating enzyme E2 E1. NCBI's taxonomy places the organism in Eukaryota, Metazoa, Chordata, Actinopteri, Perciformes, Percidae. The record is from RefSeq and is a predicted model, not a curated record.
CCCGGUGCAUCCUGGGACUGGCUGCUCUGAGAUCAGCUGCGAGUCGACGGAUCUGGCUUUAACUGCGAGGAGAGCCUUAAGGCGAUCGGCGUGCCGUCUUGGUUUUUAGUGGCUUAUUUGGGGUCAACCCCGUUAGAAGCGGCUUGACAGCGUGGUAGCCCCUCUCGGACUUGUGGGGCAGGAAGUUUGAUCCGCCGGGUCGGGUGUGGGGGGGUCCCUGCCGACCGCGACGUCGCCCCGUCGAUGCCUUUCUGCUUUUCCAUCGCCGACCGUUCAGGUCUCGUGCGUGCUCGUCGUGCCCCUGGUGUGGGCCAGGUAGCCUGGGCCUGUAGCCCAAGACUUUCACCAAACGGUUCCCUUGGUCGCAGCCCACAGGCUAGAAAUAGCCCCCCCCCCCCCCCGCGACUGCAACCGGUAGCUGAGGCCAGAAGUCGGCGUUGUGAAAGACGAAACCGAGCCAACCCGCCGAUAAGCCCGACCACUUCCUCAGCACCAUCCACCCAGUGGCGGUUCAAAGUCGUCCAGGGUCCGGGCCUGCUGCUGUAAAACGACGGAAGCGUUUAUGGAGUCAGGGACCGACUUCCUAGUUGCAGUCUUUAGCCACGACGUGUACCGUCUACCCCUGUAGAAACCGGUCUGCAGGGUUCUGAACAUGCUCGGUAUGUCAGAUGAAGAUUCCCGUGCCAGCACCAGCUCUUCGUCCUCUUCAUCUUCAACUCAUCAUCAUCAUCAGCAACAGCCGCAGCAGGACACCAACACCCUGAAGAAAAGAGAAAGCAAAGCCAGCAUGAGCAAGACUUCCAAACUCCUCUCUACUAGUGCUAAGAGAAUUCAAAAGGAAUUGGCGGACAUAACAUUGGAUCCACCACCAAACUGCAG